Molecule: messenger RNA, 12842 nt
Organism: Limanda limanda (common dab)
Lineage: Eukaryota; Metazoa; Chordata; Actinopteri; Pleuronectiformes; Pleuronectidae
Product: mitogen-activated protein kinase kinase kinase 11
Exons: 10
Coding region: 1100-4207 (1035 amino acids)
Biological process (GO): protein phosphorylation; positive regulation of apoptotic process; microtubule-based process
Cellular component (GO): centrosome
Molecular function (GO): ATP binding; protein binding; JUN kinase kinase kinase activity
Source: RefSeq, a predicted model, not a curated record
GUCCGAGGUCCGGACGAGUGAGCACCGACCCACGGACAGGAGCGGGAGGAGACGAGUUGAUGGAAGGGCAGUUCCGGUGAACCACCGACCGUAACAGCGGGACCACCGGGCGGCACCGGGCCACGCGCUCCACUCCGAGGAGGAACUAACGGAACCUGUUUUUUUCGUUCCUGCGCGCUGCUCCCUGGGAAGUGGAGCCGAGCAGGUUUGCUGCGCUCUUCCUGUUACUAAACUAAACUACUUUUUUUUCAAACUUUUUUUUAUUAAAGCGCAGCUCGUUGCGUGCUUUCUUGUAUUCAUGGAUACUCAGGCGCACCGGGAUGCGGGAGCGCAGCAGAGUUAUUGGAGGUUUGGGCUUAACGCGAACUGGCCCUGAAACUUGUCGUAAAACUCUGCUUGGCCGGACUGAAUGCUCCUUUCCUGCUAUUCUUCUCCGCUUCUCAGCACUUCCUGCUUGUGGUGGCCACUGCACUUAAUGGCUAAAAAUACAUAAAACUCAAAAUGGACAACCCAACGCUGUGGGAAUCUUAAUCUGGAGUUGCAGCAUCUAAGUACUUCCCAACAAGCUUGGGGCUACUUUAUUUUCGUCUUUAUACUGUUGGUCCUCAUAAUCUCAACUCAACAGGUGGCAGUUUUUGCAUGAGGGACUCCACUGGCCUAUCUGCCCAUGGUGAGGGGAUUCAGAAGCCUCUGAAGUACAGGCCGGUGAAAUGAUAUUGUGCUCAAACCAUGUGUUUGGGAAACCACACACCACAUCACUCGCACAGAGAGAAAUUCAGUGGCGACCAUGCUGCCUUUCUGAGCUUUGAUCCACUGCAAGAAAACAAGAGCGGUCUCUCGGCUGGAUCUGCAUUUCCAAAUGUAGAGGUCUGCGUCUCGCGUGAAGACGAAUGAAAGACACUUGCUGUUCAGCUCUCUCUGAAUCCUGUCCUGCAGCCCACUUGUCGGUCAAGCGUUUGAAUACAUUUCACUGGUCCCUGAUGAACCUACAAGAAAGACAGGAAAGGGAGCGAGGUUCAAUAAAGUACUCCUUUGUACUUUAUUUUCAAACCCUUCGGGUGCAAAAUCGGAUCCAGUCAAAACAUCAGCUUGAGGCUCCAUGGAGCCACUGAAGAACAUAUUAAGCCGUAGCUCACUGACCAACUGGAAAAAUUUGGAUCAAUCACAAAAAGGGAACUUCACCAAUCCUGUGUGGACGGCCUUAUUCGACUAUGAGGCGUCCUGUAAAGAUGAGCUCACCUUGCGUAAAGGUGACUUGGUGGAGGUCCUCUCUCUGGACUCUGAGAUAUCGGGGGACGACGGCUGGUGGGCGGGCAAGGUCAACAACAAGGUGGGCAUCUUCCCGUCUAACUACGGCUCUUUCAAGCCGAGUGGAUACGGGAAACUUCCAGUUAGCGGCAUUGUCAGCGAGCUUGGCCCGGCCGUGGUGGGCGAUUUCGAACCUGAUGUGCUGGAUUUCCGGGAGCUGAGCCUGGAGGAGGUCAUUGGCGUCGGUGGCUUCGGGAAGGUUUAUCGUGGUGUGUGGCGAGGCGGGCUGGUGGCCGUGAAGGCAGCACGCCAGGACCCCGACGAGGACAUCAGCGUGACGGCCCAGAAUGUGAGGCAGGAGGCCCGUCUGUUCGCCAUGCUCACGCACCCGAACAUCAUUGCCCUGAAGGGUGUCUGCCUGGAGGAGCCCAAUCUGUGCCUCAUCAUGGAGUAUGCGUCAGGUGGCCCGCUGAGCCGGGCUCUGUCAGGACGUCGCAUCCCGCCGCACGUCCUGGUCAACUGGGCCGUGCAGAUUGCCAAAGGGAUGUUGUACCUGCACAGCGAGGCCAUUGUCCCCGUCAUCCACCGAGAUCUCAAGUCCAACAACAUUCUCCUGGCUCAGCCCAUAGAGAACGAGUGCAUGGAGGGUCUGACGUUGAAGAUCACCGACUUUGGCCUGGCGAGGGAGUGGCAUAAGACCACCAAGAUGAGCACCGCCGGCACCUACGCCUGGAUGGCCCCGGAGGUCAUCAAGUCCUCCACCUUCUCCAAGGGCAGCGACGUCUGGAGCUACGGUGUUCUGCUGUGGGAGCUGCUAACAGGAGAGUCACCGUACAAAGGGAUUGACGGACUCGCUGUCGCCUACGGAGUCGCCGUCAACAAGCUGACGCUGCCCAUCCCUUCCACGUGCCCCGAACCCUUUGCUCAGCUCAUGUCAGAGUGCUGGGACCAGGACCCCCACCGGAGACCCAACUUCAGCUCCAUCCUGGCCCAGCUGACGGCGCUGGAGCAGCAGGUGAAGGAAGAGAUGCCUCAGGACUCCUUCCACUCCCUGCAGGAGGACUGGAAACUGGAGAUCAAGGACAUGUUCGAUGAACUCCGGGCUAAAGAGAAGGAGCUGCGGUGCCGCGAGGAGGAGCUGAAGCGAGCGGCUCUGGAGCAGAAGUCCCAUGAAGAGUUCCUGCGGCAGCGCGAGCAGCAGCUGGCCCAGUGGGAGCAGGACGUGUUCGAGCGCGAACUCAGCCUCCUCAUCCACCACCUGAACCAGAACCAGGAGAAGCCCAACGUCAAGAAGAGGAAAGGCACCUUCAAGAAGCACAAGCUCAAGAGCAAGAACGGCGAGAAGAUCAGCAUGCCCCAAGACUUCAUCCAUAAGAUUACGGUGCAAGCAUCCCCCGGCCUGGAGAAGAGGCGGAACUCUCCUGAUCUGGGUUCAGGCUCCUCGCCCUCCUUCGGCCCACGUUUCCGUGCGAUCCAACUCAGUCCCAGUGACAACAGCAGGUCGUUCGGGCUGAGCCCAGCCUGGCCUCUGGAGCCGUCCACUCUCAAACAAUCCAAUGGAGACAUGAGGCUGUGCACCCACUGGAGGCCCCAGAGCCCGAAAAGUCCCAAAAGCCCCAAAAUGCUGCGCCUCAGUCCACAGGAAAGCAGUCUUUCGAUGAGAGCCAAGCUCCUGGGGUCAGACAGCAAUGAGAACGGAGAGUCCAAGGACGACUUUGAGGAGUACAGACCCUGCACCCCCACCCCACCCACUGCACAGAACGGCUCCUCAGUGAAGAACAGCCUGCGGCUUCCUCUACCUCAGGGAGACUCGGGCAGCGAGGAAGGUGGCUCCUCCCCAGCUGGCUCCCCCAGGCCUGAGAGGGGUUCCCACAGUGGCCUGAUUAAGGGCACGCACCAGGCCCUGCUCGGGGGUGCCUCCCUCCUGGCCUCAGUAGGGUUGGGUCGCUGCCUUGAUAUGCCCCCAAGGGUGCCCCCUCGAACUAACCCCCCAUCCCAAGAGGAACGCACCACCUACGAACUGGAGAUCUCCUCCCCUAAGCCCCUCAUUUCAGACCCCCCAGUAGUGGACGAUCUCAUCUCAUUGUCCACCUCUGAGCCGCUCCCCAGACCACUCUUGGAUUUAGCUCUGCAGUACCAAGAACUCAAGCCCUUGCCCCUGACUCCACCCCCGCCAAACCGGCGUGAGAGGUGUGGCCACAGGACGCCGCACAGUCCGCAGAGCCCCAGGACCCCCCCGCGGCACCACAAGAGCAGCCCAACCGAAUGGAACCUGAGUUCCAAUUCUUCCAACGGGGAGACCAGCUGCGAGGCCUGGGAGCACAAAGCUGACCGGAGGAGGAGGUCCAGCCAAGGCCUGCACACCUCCCAGCUAGUUUUGGACCUUCCCUUCUGCCAAGACACACAGGACACCGAGGAUAAACCUUCUGUGCCCUAUUCUCUCCAUCCCAACCCUGCCCUCUGGAGCCCCAAAACCCGCCGCCUGGAGGUCAGCGUCAUCCCCCGGCCCCGCCCGUCACCCAUCCGCCCCCGCAUCGACCCCUGGAGCUUCAUCUCAACUGUGGGCCGCAGUCCUAUCCGCUCGGACAGCAACCCCCUGGGCUAUCAGCCUUCCCCUACAAACCCGUUCACCAACUGUGACCCGUUCCCAACACCGGACUGUGAUCCAUUUGCCCUCAAAGCUGACCCCUUGGGCGACUCGGACACAGCUUCACCAUUCGACCCCUUCUCAACUCCCUUUCACACGUCCCGCUCCGCCCCGUGCUCCACCAACGGCUCGCCCACGUUGCCCUCAUUCCGCAUAGUCCCCCUCAACCCAGCCGACUCGCCCCUGAUUGACCUGGGCUGGGCGGCCUGCAGCAAGCCCCUGGAUGGCACCAAAGAGAGGGCUCACCCCCGCCGGACAAUGGGGCUCAAGCCCUUCAAGUCCCCUACCCAGCACAGAGAUGACCGGUUCUAAACAAGGCCUCGUCUGUUGGCUUGUGACCACCUCUCCCUUCUGAGUGUUGAAAAGUGCAGUUUUAUCACAGGAACACAGCCCAGGACUGUUUCCACUACUUUGUCCUACAUCUUAAAGGAAAGGUAAACCAAUAGCUGGUGCCCGUUUCAUUCUCCCUCUCUAUCUCUGUUUCUCUAUCCCUUUGAAGGAGCAGACCACAGAUCACUAGUUCCAUCUUCAGAUCCUAUCAGACCGCUCAUAUCACCUGCUUUCAUCACCCCCUACCUUUGAAGCAUUGUGACAAUGCAGAGGUGGAUAAGGCGACUUGCACGGCUUCAUCUGUCUCUACCUCUCUGCAGACUGAAAGCAUUCAGGACAAUGAAAAAUUGGAGUGCCUUAUUUCAUGAAGUGUUCUUAAUAUAUAUCUUUUCAAGGUUCCUUGAAUGGAUAAUCUGGUGUGUAGGGAAGAUGCUUUGAAUUUGGUUUAAAUUUGGAAAUCAGCUUAGCGUUGCUGUGGAAGAAAAUGUCGUCUCCAUGUGUGUGCGCAUGUACGUCUAGACUCAUUGUUCAAGGAAAGCUUACUGUUGUUUUUUUUUUAAACAGUCUGCCCUGUUGCAUUAUGGGAGAAAGCACUCAGAGUGGAUAUUCUAGGCUGCUCAUGAAAUCCAAGACAAAACCAUGACCCAGGCAAUCCACUUUGAAGCAGAUAACAUUCCAGUAACAUUCCUCUGGAAAUGCCAGGGAUUGGACAGAUUCAUUUGGCUGGCAGGCGACAGAGCCCAGGAAACAAGACAGGGGAGCCCUCUGCAUUCCCUCCGUAUGCCAAAGAAUGCCACUGUGACAGUGUAAGAGCUGGGCCAAAGAGUGUCUGCAAAUAAGUUGUUUCUGCCUCCGCAGAGUGCCAGACGGGUGGGUUCGCCACACUGGAUGAUACAGAGAGACAAUAGUAUUUAAACCUAACUUUAAUAUACUUUUCUGUAGUUGAUUGACUUGUAUGACACUAUCCUGACUGUCUUAUCACCACCCGUCUGAUGCUUUAGGAAGGUUCAAACUAAAAUAACUAUUAGAAGAUACUACAGUACAUCAAUAUGGACACUUCCUUCACUAAUCUCCACAGUGGCCUCACAAAGCCAGCCUAUAAUGUCACAGUGCACCACUAACUUGGUCGUCAUUGGUCCUUUUAUUCAGUUCUUGAACUAGAAGAUCUAGAUCUGAAAUGUUACAUUUCUUUGUCGUGGAUCCAUCAAAAUUUGUAUCCGAGAAGGUAGGAGCUGGAAGAUUUGAAAUUCAUGUUUUUUUUUACCCCUGUAUGUUAGAUUUCAUUACAGUCGCUGCAGCCAAGAAUAGAAAUAUAUACGGACCACGACAAAAACAAUAAAAAUAAAUCAAAAAUAUAGAUCAGAGAAUAAAAUAAAAGGUUUUUAGAAAAUAUAUGCAUUAUAACACUAUAUAUUAAAAUACAAAUUUGAUAGGAGAGAUGCAAAACCUGAUUCCAAAAGAUUUGUUUGACAUUGUUGACACCACUCUCUUAUCUGUCUAUUCAAUGUAUUCAACAUCAACUCCAACUUGCUACCGCUGGACAGAGCCAUGCUAGCUGCUUCCCCUUGUUUUUAGUCUUCAUGCUUAGUUACGCUAAGAUAAUCAUCUCCUGAUGUGAGCAACAUAUUUAGCUUACACACAUGAGAGAGGUAUUAUUACCAUUUAACUCUGUGCAACAAUUUGACAAUGUAAAACAAGUCCUUUGGUAACACGCGUCAAACAUCAGAUAGUUCAGGGACGUUGUGAGUUGUAGGCUGGCUUUGCACAACUUGAGCUUAGGCGUUAUUGAACUCUACUCACAGAUCUAGGGUCAGAAAAGAAAUCCAUCCUAAACUAUUAUGUCAGUAAUGAAAACAUCUGGUAGGAACCUUUAGAUUACUGUGAUAUGUUCUCAGCACAGAUGCAGCAGAGACGUUUGAGCAUUUUAAUACAGUGAGGAAUUUGUUGCAGAGACACUGAAACAAUAUUUUUUUUUUGCAUCAGUAGCCUCAACAGAGGAGACUGCACCAGAGCAACCACGGACAAACGGCCUCAUUCCACUCUUGGCUCACAAUCAUUAUUGUCAGCGGUUGUUGUACACACCUAAUGUAACAUGUUCAGACAGUUUUCUCAAAAGGCAUUCUGGGAAAUGCAUGAGGUGUGGCAGUUCACAACAUCUCAGACUUGUGAUGCAUAACCGGAGUGAGCCGGGUUCCCAAGCAUCUAGUCCCUUAACCUAAUUGACGUAGGUCAGGCAUGUGAGCAACUGGAAGAGACCCACUUACACGAGGCCCAAACUAGUCAUGUAACCCAUGUUUUCACUGGAGCAUUACAGGGUAGAAAUACUGAUUGGGUUCAUCACUGACACCGUGUCAUGGGAAGACAAUAACCGCUUUGUUCCGAUGAAGAGGGAAAGACCUCGUCUCCGAAGGGGGAAAGCUUUGAGAUUAGCCUAAUAAUCCUGCUGACGAAUGGAGGAGGUUGAUAGCGAUAAUUAGCCUCUUGAUAAGAGCAGGGAGAAUUAACAAUGCGUUUGGAUAUCUUCUUAAUUAAUUUCCCCCAACGUUACGUUAAUGCCACGCAUCCUCCUCACAAGGUAUUGUAGCCGCUUGCUGCAUCGGAUUCCAUCUCGGUAGAAGUCGCGCACUUUUAAUGCAUAAAGUUUGUGUCUGUGGACACUCACCUUUUUCUGUGCCCUUCCCCCUCAGGUGAUGUGGUAGAUAGCUGUACUCCUUUUUUCUUCUUGCUCCCUUUCCUUUGCUUGCUUGCUCUGUGGAAGCUUUUUCUGGCGGGCACACUGCAGAGCGUUCAAUUCAGUAACAGCCAGGUUUCUGUCCGUGAAAAAAAACAGGAAGAAAUGGCACUCGUUCAAGGACAAUCCAUUUACUGGGGAGAUGCUGGGAGGGAAUCAGAUUUGUUUUGGAUGGAAAGGGGAGCUUUAUUUUAUAUUUCUUUUGCACAUUUACCUAUCUGUUCUAUCUACUACUGGACAUCCAAAGUAAUACUCACUGGUAAGAGCAGGUAGAUUGUACAGUGAAGAGUCCAGCCACUUCAAAUGGUCAAAGUUCUGUAUGGCUGCACUUGAGGGGGUGAAAGGCCUGCUGUUGUUGAGAGGGGGGAGAUGUCAUUAAUUUGUGAAAAAAAUGGAAAUAAUGGUGCACACUCCUCUUGAAAGCAUUUGUGGUGCUGCAAUUGGUUGUACAAAUUGAAAACUGAUGGAAGGAGGAUAAAAAAAUCCAUUGGCAUUAAAAAUCCCUUUUAAUGUCAAGGGUUACACAGUUAGUUUGAGAGAGCUCAUAAGCGGCCUACUAACCCACCUCCACACACACCUGGCAUCUGCUCUGUAAAAUGGACCGGAGGUGUUGGAGUGUCUGUUUCGGAAAGACAAAAUAAUUGUACAAAUUCUUCUCAUGACAUAGGAAAGGAUGCAAUUUGAAGCAAAGAGUAGAAUACAAAGUUUAUAUCAUAUUAAUGUUGAGAACAUGGAAGAAAAAGCAGCAGCUCCUCCAUCCUAGUUGCUUCUUCCGGACAGAUAGAGCUUGUAGGAUCACCCACAUUCCCCAUUUUGCUGUUGUUUCAUAUCGACCUCUGGUCCCGUUUCUCCUGCCAUCAACAGGACAUGAGCUGUGUGGAUCUUCUUCAAAGUCGGGCAAACGUUGAAGGUUUGAUUUAGCUGCUGUGUCCCUCAGCGCUGUUCCCUACCCGUCCUCUGCUCUCGUCCGCGCCGCCAUUUUAUAGACAUGACAGGGAUGAGUUAUUGACGCGUCUCUGUGUCAACACACAAAGUCACAAGAGCCAUCCUCUGAUAAUCAUUAGGCUCGGAAGGCUGUUAUUGUCAACAGAGCUCUGUGAGUAAAAAAAAAGGCUACACAAAGGAAAUUGAGAUGAUUGAAACGUCUGGCUGAUUAUUUCUGUCACAAAUGCAGCGUGUGUCAAGUAUCCACUUCAAGCCGCCAAUCAUGUCUGGUCUGGAUGUUCUCUCAGUGCUCACUUUAAUUCUCCCCCAGAGCUUAUAUUGAAAAAGCAUUACCUGCCGUUUUCUAUCAAGGGCGCGCAUUUUGAGUCCGGCUACAUAAAAUAUUACUUGUAAUAACAGCAGUCACCAUGGAUCUCACAAAUAACUUAUGCGUCAGAGUUGGGGAAAUUAUUUUAUUUCUGGAAAUCAUUCCUCGGAAGUGUUUCAUUUGAAGUGGUGCGAAACCUCACCUGCUGCCAAAUGACCUGUUCAUGCUAAUAUGUUGAAAUGCUUAAGAAUUUGAAAUUUUUUUGGUAGGACGUGACCGGGACACAUAUAUGACAGGAACGAGCAAUUCUUAGUUUUGGCUGUCAGAUUUAUGAGCCAUGGCUGCCACCCAUCUGCCGCAGCUGACAACCAGCACUCCCAUAAGAAAGUCCUGAUGGGUUGUUUGCGGCUCUCUGCUCUUGGAGGCUUUGCCCGAUCCGUCAUUGGAAAUCAGCGUCUCUACAACAAGCAGCCGGGGAGAAUGGAAGUGCAUUCUCUGCAGGAGGGAGUGAUAUCUGGCCACCAGCUCCACAGGGCGGCAGGGAGCAGACAUGAUUUGAUGAUCUUAAUUCAAAGCUCAGACCGUUGCCUCAAUCAGCGAAUGGCAAAUUGCCAAUACAUUGCAUGAAUAAAAGCUAAUGAGACGGCACAGUGGUGCAACCCAAGUCCGUGACCCUCAUCACGCCAAGAGGCACCAACUAGUGGCAGUUGUGUUUCGGAGCCAUUAUCAAGAAUGGGGAAAGAAAAUCAUAUUGCAAGCCACUUAUUUGUUGGCUUAGUAAAAGCGAGUGAAAAGUGUUGCCAAUUGUCAACAGCAGAUAUACGUUUACAUAGAUUCAACCAUAUACUUUUUGUUUAAUAGUAGCAGCAUCCACUUGUUAAACCUGCUGUAGACUCUAUUAUUAUUUUUUUGUCAAAAUUCCAGUAAAACCCUAUUUGUUUUACACACGGACAUCACAUUGAAGUGCUAAUCUAGUUCCUGCUGGUGCUAAUCACAUAAAGCUUUAUAUUUUUAAACCCCGAAUUACUUUUUUGCCCAACACUUUUAUUUGUUGAUGUUUUAAAUCAUAUUUUGACUUGUCUGAUAACCUGUUCCUGCACUUUGCCAGUUUUGGUGCUCCAUAGUCAUCAUUCGUGCUGUUUUUCGGUAAAUCAGGACAUAUGGUAUAAAAUAUAGUUAUGGCUUAAGACACUUUAACAUAUUCAACACAAUGCAGAUACUGUGAUUUAAUUCUAGUUUAUAAAUGUAUCAAUAUGACCCAAUCAGUGCGUUUGUCACAGUAACAACAUGGUGGCGGGUGAUGCUGGCAGAAGUUAAUACUUUUCUCUGAUUACAUUGAGCAGGGACAUGUUCUACUGCUGCUGUAUCAUUACAGUUAACAGCCAACAGCAAAGCGAGCAUCACAGUGUUGUGUAAACCCAUCAGUUAUAACACAGAGAAGAUCUUGUACUGAGAAGGACUGAAUCUAGUUUCUGCACAGCCUUCUCUGUAAACAUGCCAAGCUCCGGGGUAGAUUUGUGAACCUUUAAAAAACGGAAUCUCAAAGAUUCGUUACAACUCCUGCACUGAACUAUUCUGAUUAUUGAAAGUAACAAAGAAAGACCUGCACGUAAACGUCCCCAUUUCUGGUGUCGACUUCAGCGAAGCCGGAGAGUCGAGUCAGAAGGACACUGUAUUUCUCAAAUUGCUUCAGCUCUAGUUAAAGCAUGUUUUCUGUGUGUGGCUAUGGAGAAAAAUUGUAGAACAGCAAGAAGUUUGGGAAAACUCAGGCUGAAUAUUGAUGAUAAUUUUUUUAUUGAUGAAGUCUCACCUUGGCGGCUCACUGAAGAGUAAAUUCUGAAGCACCUAACUAGAUGCCCUAGCAUUUCACUGGCUCUCACCCGAUUGCACCUCUGCUUGCUAUUGUUCAAUUAAGUAGAUGUUACAAAUGUACCUGGUUAUCAGGCUCAUUUCAGCUGUCUCACAGGCAGCCGUCUGUGCCAGGGUCUCAUUAUUGCUCUUUCUGGCUCGUAUGAAACUAAAGCACCUGUCCGGGCCUUUGUUUGGCAUUAACAGGCUGAGACCAAAUUAUCAAAUAUGACCUUUCUUUAGCUGUACAGGAAUGCAUAUCCCAAGAGGGACGUGGACAAAAGCCAUGUCUGCAACGGGCCCCGCAAAGUGCAAAAGCUAAUGCUCGGUCUUUCAAAGAGUGAAUAUUAUUUCUAAUUUGCUUCUGUCUGUGCAUCCAAGGUCACCAUCUGCUGUCCUCUUUUUCUGUAUCAUCGAAAACUAAACGAAUCGGAGCCAUGAAAGGAUGACCAAUUUGUUUCCAAGACCACAGUGACAGGCUCUUGGCGCUCUGUUCACAAAAUAAACAUGGAUUUUAGCUUUGAGAUUAAGUCCGAGGCCCACACACUCAACCCCCCUUCUCUCAACAGCAUGCAGCAGCCCCAUGGUCGAGAUUAUUGUUCUGCGAAGCUAGUGACACUCAAUUACUUCAUGAUCUUUCUGCAGAGAACCUGUUCACUCUCGAAAUGUCUGCUCCUAGUGCUGAAUGAGUGCGCUGAGUAAACAACCCUUGUGCAGACUGAUUUAUAUUUCCGUGUGCUUGACAUUGUUCACAGAUAAAAGCAAAUGAUUAGUUACUACAUUUGCAUUUUAUCUUAAUCAUGUGGAAUCGUUCUACAAAUCAGGUGCCCAAGCUAGUUCUACAACGCCUCUGGUUCCACACAACACUAGGAACUAAAAUGUGCCCUUCAACCCUGGGUAUAUAAUUUGAAAUUAACAUAAAUUUAAAGCUAAGGUUGGUGAUACUGGAAAAGCUAGUAAGAGCUGGCUACACUUCGAAAUAAUGCAAUUGAUACAUCUCUUCCCCUCCCAUCGACCCUCUAGCCAAGGCUAUGCCCCUGAAACACAUGCUGAAAAAUUGCUAGAAGCCGACUUGUCCAUGACUCCCUCACCAGCUUCUGGCAAUCGCACCAGCAGGGUUCGUGGAGGCAGGCUGAUAUUUUGGUCGGUUGAAGUGAUGUCUAUUACAUUCCUUUCUUUCUUUACAACACUGUCUGAGAAACAUUUUACAAAGACCUUACAUCUGUACAUCAGUCGGCUGCCUUUCACUCACCUCCAAUUAUUUUUCCCGCCUUAAAAUGCUAAGCAGUCAGCCCUCUUCAAAAUUGUCCCAUGAUGUGCUUUAUGAAUACUUGAUUAACUGGAAAGAUUUUUUUUCUGUUCUGAAAUGCUGGUGUGAAAAAACGUGUUAUUGUGAAGUUGUUGUGGAAAGAAUGCUGAACGUCCGACCUCAGCGUAAAAAGCAGUUAUAGCUUGAGUAAAUCAACCAAAAAUCAGUAGUAACAAAAUUCCAAUGUCCACAUUGGGUUUUUAUGCCUUUGCCUAUUUACACUUAAUUUAAUGCCUACGAAAUGAAAUUGACUUAAGUGUCCGCGCUGUGUCUAAUAAACACUCAGUCCUAAGAUUACAGCCGACACUUAACCCGAUUAAUGUCUUUUAAGGCACAGAUAUAAUUCAAGGUAAAGUAUUUGACAGCAGCUCAAGGGUUUUUAACAGUAGGUGGUCUCUUUCAGGUGCUCAUGCUGGGGCUUAACUAGCUGAACUCUAAAUGAUCCAUAAUAGAAAUUUUAAAUGGUUUGGAUGGUACAAAUCCCCAUGACUCACCGGUCACAUCUCUUCCACUCACAGCAUCACAUUACUGUAAAAGGCUUUUCCUUCUGACAGCUUCCUACCAGCAAGCUAGGGGCAUAUACAACAUUUAUAAAUGGGGGGAAAGUGGAUAUUUAUAAAUGGCUAUCUUUUUACACACUGGAUUUAAAAAUAUGUUUCUGUAUAGAUGGCUAUGGACGCAGUCUACAUUAGGAUGAUGGAUGAUUGCUUCAUAUGAUCAAAACAUUUUUUAUAGGUUUUCACUGGAGUAUUUAAGUUGCGUGUAUGGGUGCUUCACAUGAGGCAGAUUAACUUUACAUUCCAGUUCUCUGAAUUCGACCAAAUCUGUAUCAAAACGAUUCCUCUACAAACCAGAGUAUUUUUGUGUAGCAGAAAAUUCAAGAGAAUUGCCUGGUAGAGCUUGAAAUCAGUUUUUUUUUGUGUACAUAAUUGCAAAAUCCCAAACCUAAAUUGUGGUCAAAUGUCCCCUUUGGGCACCCAUACUGAAUUUUUAUGUGCAUAAAACUGCUUGAGGGAGAUGAGGAUUUUGUCACCACCUUCAAGUGGUGGACAAGGUCGACCUCUCCAUCUUUGUAUCUAUUUGCUUUUAAUUAUAAUUGUUCCAGAUUCAUUUCCAUGUCUUUUCUAUGUGUGUGUGUUUUAUUACAGCCUAGGCGAUGUGAUAACGCAAUUGUUGCAUUGCCCUGGCAGCCAUUUUUACAUCUCUCUCAGAACUGUCUCUGCUCUUUUUGAGUUAGAGUUUUAGUGGUCAUCAGGCUUUGAAAACUUCGUUAUUGUUGCAUUUUUGUGAAAUCUCGCACUGGGCUGGGCCUAAUCAACUGUUUUUAUUGUUGUGUGUCAAGAGGAUUAUUUCUGUAUACAGUAUGUGAAAAUGUUUUUAUUUCUCUUGGCUAUUAUAAUGGGUUUUAACCUGUGGAAAAAAAAAACUAAGGAAAAAGCUCAAAAAGAGAUGAGACCAAAUAAAAUGUAACACUCCA